CUUUGACUUUGACUUUCUUCUCUUCUUUAAACAACCGUAUGCGCAAAUCUCUUACAAAAAUCGACGAUACCGUAGUUCGUCGAUUCUUGUAUCUGAGCUAUCCUUUUUGAAGUAUAAGAACUAAGUCGAAAUCCAACUCGAACUCGAACUCGAAACCUGUCUUGGAAAGUCGAAAGUCAUGGCUUCCCCAAUGAAUGGUAGAGCUCCCCAGCCCAAGAUGGCAGAAUCAACAAUUCCCUCUAGCGAGGAUCUUGAACUCCUACGGUCUUUAAACAAGCUCUCUCUUGCUACUUCUCCCACCAACCACACUUUCACUCCGCCAUCACACUUGUCUAUAACACCCCACUCGAACACACAGAGGUUCCCACCUGGUCCUUUCUCGCCAGCCUCUCCUAGCGGUAGACCACCUUCCCGGAGCCCUAACCCCCGGACUGGUUCAAGUGGUUUAACCUCGCAAUCUCGAUCGGGAACGCCAACCUUGCUACGUAAAACUUCUAUGAACUCGCUACACUCGUCUAGUGGAGUUGCCCCGAACCGCGCCCCUUCACGUAAAGGUAGUUCUAGCAACCUUCGUUCGCCAUCUACUACUAAACCACCUUCAAACGAAUCCCCACGCACGAUGGAGGAACCCAAACCAAGACCAUUUUGGUCUGCCGGUGCGGUAGCAAGAAUCUACAUGGAGAAAGAGUUGAAGUUGCUUCAUGGAGAUUCAUCAAUUCAUCAUCCCGAGACCGUUGUCAUUCUCCAUGAUGCCUGCUACGGCCAUCGCUUUUCGCGACCCCGACCCACCAAGCUAUCUUUUAAUACUAUUGUUGAACGCCCCGAGCGAAUUCAAGCCGUUGUACUUGGUGUAUCGACAGCAUAUGUCCGGCUUGGUGAGCGUCACUGUGACGGAAAACACCCUGUUGACCUCCACCUUGAUCCCACAACGCUCCCAAACAUUCCUUUUCGUAUUCAGAAGACUACACGUACACUGGCGAUCAAUUCUCCAACUGUCACCAACGUUCACGGAACCAAGUGGAUGGACGAUCUAAAAUAUAUGUGUGACGCUACGGAGACAAAACUGGCCGACAGGAUGAAUGAAGUACUUCGACCGGAUGAUACAGAAGCAGAUAUCAAGGCCGGCAACGUACUCCACAAAGGAGACCUCUAUUUAUGUGCAGAGUCCUUGAACGCAUUUGAGGGAGCACUUGGCGCUGUCUGCGAUGCUGUGGAUGCGGUCUUCGGCAAUUCGCCUUACAAGCGUGCCUUUGUAGCAGUGCGUCCUCCGGGUCAUCAUUGUUCUGCACAGAAUCCCCAAGGAUUCUGCUGGGUCAACAAUGUGCAUGUCGGCAUCAUGCAUGGAUUUCUCAACCACGGAUUGACGCAUGUUGCAAUCAUCGAUUUUGAUCUACAUCAUGGAGACGGCUCUCAAGCCAUUGCAUGGGAACACAACAAACGUGGCAACACAUCAAAGAAUGUGGCGGCCUGGAAGAAAACCUCUAUUGGAUAUUUCAGUCUCCACGAUAUCAAUUCCUACCCUUGUGAAGAUGGCCCGGAUGAGAAGAUUACGAAUGCAAGCGUUUGCAUAGAAAACGCCCAUGGUCAAAAUAUGUGGAACGUCCACCUCCAAGAGUGGAAAUCAGAAGUUGAAUUUUGGAAGCUAUACCAAUCCAAAUACUCUAUUCUCCUAGAGAAAGCUCGAACUUAUCUACGAACGCAGACUGAGAAAUAUCGCGCUUCUGGUCAGGUGCCUAAAGCUGCAAUAUUCUUCUCUGCCGGAUUCGACGCAAGUCAAUGGGAAAACCCGAAUAUGCAACGCCACUCGGUUAAUGUCCCGACUGAGUUUUAUGCUCGUCUUUCCCGUGAUGUGGUCAAGCUUGCGGCCGAAGAAGGACUGAGCGUCGAUGGUCGGAUCAUUAGUGUUCUUGAGGGCGGCUACAGUGACCGAGCUCUGUAUUCGGGCGUUCUCAGCCAUCUUACUGGUUUAGCCGGCAAUGCACCUUUGACGCCGAAGGAAGAGGUCCCCGGUGGAAGUGCGAGCACCUAUGAGAUGAGCACUAGGAUUGGAUCACUCAACAGGCGAAAUACGCUGACUGAUGAUGGGAUGAAACUCAGGGUCCCGGGGUUCCCGUAUGACCCAGCUUGGUGGUCAACUGCUGAGCUUGACCGACUUGAUGCUACCUUGGCAGCACCGCCACCCCCGGAGCCGCCGAAGAAGGUUCCGCGCCUCGUUCCCGGGAAUUAUUCAUCCCCAACCCAUGCAUCGUGCGCAAAAGCUGUAGACCCGACUAAGGUUCGGCGUACGCUGUCAAGUGUCGCGGCGCCUCCUGCGCGAGCCCCAACUCCUCCCCCCGCAGAGGUAACCUGGACUGAUGCUGCCCACGAGCUCAGCAAAUUGCUUAUCCCUAAGGAUCGCCCAGUUUCCAGUCAUACGUACAAGGAGCUUCAUGCUAAAACCGACCGUCAGAGCAUGCUUUCUCAAAGUGAUCAAGGUGCCGAAGAUGGUGCAACUAAUGGCCAUGCUGACCCUGUUCUGGCAGCUGCCCCAGUAAGGAAGUCUACGCGAGAGAAGAAGCCAGUUCGGCCUCCGGGUCAGGCUGAGAACGAUGACUCGACCAGAACGCGUAGGAAGACUGUCGGAGGGUCCACAGUUGCCACAGAGAAGGCGCUCGCUCGAGGUAUUCCUGUACAGCAUGGCUCCGGGCCAAGCCGACAAUAUAGCGGUGCAUCGACUCUUCCACUAGAUGCACCACCUGUUCCGAUGGCAAGGCCGAUGACUUCUCAAAGCUUCCGCCCCGAGACAACUAUGGGUAUACGAAGCCAGUCAUCUCUCUCAUUGCAUGUUAAAAAGACUCGUCCUGCAGUACCCGCGAGAAGGGAAAGCACUCGACCGGCAAAAAAGACUCAAGCUGCUACAUCCAAGUUCGAGAACACCAAUUUGCCCGCGCAAACUGAAUUGCCAAUCAAUUCAGCUGCAGAAUCUGCACCGACUGCGACAGAUGCCGGAAGUGACGUUAAGGACAUCACCAAUGGCAUGAAGAAAAUUAAGAUCAAUGUCCUCACCAAGGAGAUGAAGGAAGCCAGACAACAGAAGGCUCAAGCUGAGAAAAAGGCAGCAGAGGAGAAGACCAGAACUCCUAGUCUUCCUGUUGAGCUAAUGCCCGGAUUUCCAGUCCCAAGUGAAGCAGAGCGCUCGAAGGCAGCAGCAGCAGCAGCUCCCAAAUCUGCUUACCCAUCACUCCCACCCUAUCCUAGCUCGUCAGCACAGCCUGUUCCAGGGGCGGGUCAAGUCGAUAGCACGUUCGUGCACUAUCAGCCCACAGGGCCAUCCUCAAUAGUCUCAAGCCCUAUUUCUAGCCCGAUACAAUUUACUGAGCCAAUCACUAGCGCGCAAGCUAUGCUGAGACAGACCCAGCAGAUUCCAACAUUCAAUGUAUCAUCAGUUAUGUCAAGCCCAAGCCGACAAGGUGGCCACAGUUUUACCCCUACGUCCAGCAUCCCUUUUGCACCUCACGAAGAACUUCAGUCGCCGCGUAAGAUUGAGAAAGCAAAUGGAGGGGUCUAGGAGAUACCAGAAACGCCACGACAUGGCUGAUUCCCUUUUAGGGUUUUAUUAUAUCGGUUUAUUGAAAGAAGAUUCCUGUUUGGGGUUCUAAUC
Molecule: messenger RNA, 3640 nt
Organism: Hypoxylon fragiforme
Lineage: Eukaryota; Fungi; Ascomycota; Sordariomycetes; Xylariales; Hypoxylaceae
Product: Arginase/deacetylase
Exons: 2
Coding region: 179-3547 (1122 amino acids)
Cellular component (GO): nucleus
Molecular function (GO): histone deacetylase activity
Source: RefSeq, a predicted model, not a curated record